AUGGCAGAUACUAACAACAAAAAUAAAGAAAGUCUCGAUGAAAAACGUAUUGAGUCAAGACAGGCAUAUCUCCCCAAAAGAGAAUUUCAGAAGUUGCGAGAGUUAAAAGACGAAAUUGAGGAUGAGGCAGAGAUGUUUCAAGACAACGAGUUGACUGCAAAGGAAAAGGAAGACCUUCAACAAAAAGUGGAAAUCUACAAUUUGGCGAAGCAACGAAUUGCAACAGACCAAAUCAACGCACCUCAAUAUGUCAUACCAACAACAAAAGGCGUCGUCGAAAAGCAAAACUUCGACACAAAAGACGACGACACAGAAUGGCUUGAAACCAGGGCAAAAGCCGCAGUCACGGGUAAAACACUUGACGACCGCAAAGGUGACAACUUCAAUGAAUUUGAGAAAAUGCUUGACGAAGAAAAUGUUGACGAUUUCGAACAGAAGAUCCUCCAAAUGCGAGCAGCCGAACUUGACGCGCCUUCCAAACGAACGAAGGUCGACGAGUUAUCUGAAGUCCGGAAGACUCUCCCAGUUUACAAAAAGCGAGACGAGUUUCUUAAAUUACUCCGUUCGCACCAGAUCAUCAUAAUUGCUGGGGAGACAGGUUCUGGGAAAACAACACAACUUCCACAAUAUUUAUUUGAAGAAGGGUAUUGUAAAACAGGAAAAAUAGCAGUAACACAACCAAGACGAGUAGCUGCGAUGAGUGUUGCAAGAAGAGUUGCGGAAGAGGUUGGAUGCCGGCUUGGUGGACUCGUGGGAUAUACUAUUCGAUUCGACGACGUCACUUCCGACCGAACUUUGAUACAAUACAUGACGGACGGAAUGUUACUCCGAGCGUUUUUGAAUGCGCCCGAUUUGAAGGAGUACAGCUGCAUUAUGAUUGACGAAGCGCACGAAAGAACAGUUGCGACGGAUAUUCUGUUUGGGCUUUUAAAAGACGUCGCACGGUUUCGAGAAGAUUUGAAGAUCAUCAUUUCUUCUGCCACCCUCGAAACACAGAAGUUCUCGGAAUACUUUGACAACGCGCCUGUAUUUCUGGUCCCCGGAAGACGAUUUCCAGUCACAAUUGAAUACUUAAAAGAACCUGAACCAGACCCAUUACUCGCUUCAGUUUUAACGACGUUGAAAAUUCAUACAACAAUGCCAAAGGGAGAUGUUCUGAUAUUCUUGACGGGGCAGGAAGAGGUCGAGCAAUGUGUCGAGAUGUUGAAAGAGAGGACCCGCGGUCUUGGGACGAAAAUCGACGAGUUAAUCAUUACCAAAAUAUAUUCGGCGUUGCCAAGCGAUAUCCAAGCACAAAUAUUUGCGCAAACACCACCAAAUGCUCGUAAGGUGGUUGUUGCUACAAAUAUUGCCGAAACAUCAUUAACAGUUGAUGGGAUUGUGUAUGUCAUUGAUUGUGGGUAUUGUAAGAUCAACGAGUAUAACUCACGAACGGGGAUGGAGAGUCUAUUAGUUACACCAAUUAGUAAAGCAUCAGCGGACCAAAGAGCUGGUCGUGCUGGUCGAGUUUCUCCUGGAGUUUGUUAUAGACUUUACACCAAAGAAGCUUUCAUUAAAGAACUUCCUGCAGCAACCCCACCAGAAAUCGUCCGUUCAAAUUUGUCUGCUGUGAUACUGUUGCUCAAAACGCUUGGGAUUGACGAUAUCGUCCACUUCGAUUUCAUGGACCCACCAAGCCCCGAGUCGAUGAUGAGAGCUUUAGAGGAGUUAUAUGGAUUGGGCGCGUUCAACCAAAAUGGUGAAUUGACGCUGCGGGGUCGAAAGAUGGCGGAGUUUCCAAUGGCGCCUUCUCUAGCACGUGUAAUAAUAUCAGCCGAGGGUUUUGGGUGCACUGAGGAAAUAGCAACGAUAUGUGCUAUGCUUCAAGUAUCGGGAGAGUUAUUUUAUCGUCCAAAAGAGAAAGCGCAAUUGGCAGACACUGCUAAAAAGAGUUUUGUUCGAGGCGAAGGUGAUCACAUUACCCUUUUAACAGUGUUUAACAGUUGGAUUGAAGCAGGGAGAAGUGAUGGGUGGUGUCGAGACAAUUUUAUACAAGCACGGGCACUCAACAGAGCUGAAGACAUUCGAGACCAAAUCGUGAAUUUGAUGGAAAGGGUCGACAUUCAACUGAUCAAAGCAAAAGACUACGCAUCGAUUAUUAAAUCCCUCUUGAGCGGAUUUUUUUUCAACACAGCACAACUCACAAAAGAAGGUGUUUACAGGCAAGUCAGACAAAACCGAACAAUAGAAAUCCACCCAAGUUCUGUCCUCUAUGGAAAAUCUCCUCGGUGGAUUCUUUUUUAUGAACUCGUCAUGACUACAAAAGAAUACGUUCGACAAGUUUCUGAAAUUGAUCCGGCGUGGCUUGUUGAGAUCGCGCCACACAUAUUUAAAGAGGCAGACAUGAAAGAGGCAAUUCGAAAAUACAGACUCAAGAAAAAAUAA
Entamoeba invadens IP1 is the source of this 2424-nucleotide messenger RNA. RefSeq names its product ATP-dependent RNA helicase, putative. NCBI's taxonomy places the organism in Eukaryota, Evosea, Mastigamoebida, Endamoebidae. The record is from RefSeq and is a predicted model, not a curated record. The transcript has a single exon. Gene Ontology annotation, cellular component: intracellular anatomical structure; catalytic step 2 spliceosome. Bases 1 to 2424 code for a protein of 807 amino acids. Gene Ontology annotation, molecular function: RNA binding; ATP binding.